Molecule: messenger RNA, 1335 nt
Organism: Mixia osmundae IAM 14324
Lineage: Eukaryota; Fungi; Basidiomycota; Mixiomycetes; Mixiales; Mixiaceae
Exons: 2
Coding region: 1-1335 (444 amino acids)
Biological process (GO): cardiolipin acyl-chain remodeling
Cellular component (GO): mitochondrial inner membrane
Molecular function (GO): A2-type glycerophospholipase activity
Source: RefSeq, a predicted model, not a curated record
AUGGCGGCGACAGUGUCGCCCUAUCCACACAGCUGGUCAAAGAGUUUUGCGCACUGGUGGAACACAUCGACAACAUCGAGCGCGUCUGCCGAAGAAGCACUGCUACGGCGAGGCUUAGAGCCUUCCAUUCCACUCUACAUCGCUCCGAGCUCUCCUAUCGCUGCGAAUGCUUCCGAAGCACAGUCGGACCGCAAAGCGGGAUCAUCAGGCAAGCUAGCAAUCUCGCGCAGCGUGCAAUUGGACGAUCGGCACAAGCACCAACGACUUAAUUUGGUCGAGAUCGGUACACCGGAACGUGAUGCCAAAGAACAUCCUGUCAUAGUAUUGCACGGCUACGGAGGCGGUCUGGCUUACUACUGGCAGAAUCUGCACGCCAUGGCUGCGCAGGACGACGUGAGAUUGUAUCUAGUCGACUGGCUAGGCAUGGGUCGAUCUGGACGGCCCUCUUUUCCCCGCAUCAAAGCAAAGGGUGAUCCUCGUACACCUGCCAAUGUGCGGUCACGCGUCCAACAAGCCGAGGAAUUUUUCGUCGAGUCGCUCGAGAUGCUCAGGCAAAAGGAAAAGAUCGAGAAAUUCACGCUUGUCGGUCAUUCGCUCGGCGGGUACAUGUCGAUCGCCUAUGCACUCAAGUAUCCCGAGAAGGUGUCCAAGCUCGUCCUUGUCUCGCCUGUCGGUAUACCCGAAUCACCUUACGAAAGCGAUCCCUACGAUGAUCCUGCACCGUCGCAAGCGAACUUGGAACGAAUCACACAAGCAGAGUUCAAGCAGAGUCAGAUAGACAUGCAACGAGGUAGUCAGCCUGACGAAGCAGAAGCGAAGAAACUACCCAGACCGAAUGCGUGGUGGGCAUGGUUAUGGGAACGAAACGUCUCGCCCUUUCAGAUCGUUAGAUUGUCCACUUUCUUGGGUCCUGCCCUCGUCUCUCGCUAUGCCACCCGUCGGUACGCUGCAUUCGAUACACCUGUUCAGCGAGAGCUGUAUGCAUACCUAUACGAGAUCUGUCGCGAAAAGGGCUCGGGAGAGUAUGCCCUUGCGCAUAUCCUCAGCCCGGGCGCGUACGCUCGAUGGCCGAUGGUCAAGCGAGUCAACAGCCUCAACAUGCCGAUGACGUUUAUCUAUGGCGAGCACGAUUGGAUGGAUCCCAAAGGCGGCGAGGAUAUCUUGGCCGCCAUUCGCGCAAAACCGGACAGCGCGGCAGUCAAGCUACAGAAGCUGAGGUCCAAGCAGAAGAUCAACCAGCAUUCUGGUCAUUGGGUCUUUCUAGACAAUCCGAAAGGAUUCGACAAGAUCCUUGCGGCAGAGCUGAGGGAAGCAGUGCAGGAUGCUAAGCUCUAG